AAAUUAGAUGGCCUUCAUCUGCUCGGGAUUAAAGAAGAAAUUCUUCAUGAAGGGAGCGCCAGUCUUUACCAAAGGGACCCAGAACUCCUUCACAUUAAAGAAGAACCAGUCUGGACCACUGAAGAGACAAAGCAGGCUGAUGGACUAGAGGAGGAAAUCACCACCUACCAAAUGACCACACUUCAUGUAAAGACUGAAGAAGAUGAAGAGAAAUAUCCGUCCCCACAACUUCAGAAGCAAACUGAAGAAAACACAGCAGCAGAUCUUCCAAACAGCAGCUCAGCUGAACAGAUUAAAGAACAAGCCAGAAACCCAAGUCAAAAUACUAGUGGAACAAGUUCUGGAUCAUCUGAAACUGAGGUCAGUGAGGAUGAAGAUGCCAGUUAUGAUGAUUAUCAUAAGUCUUUGUCAGAUUCUGGAUCUGAAAUCGGAGACAGGGGCAGUGGUUGUCAGAUGAGCAAGGCACCAACGGCAAGUGAAAAAAGCGAUAUAACAUGUAAUGCUGUCAAAAUAGUCUUCAGCUGCUUUGAAUGUGGAAAAGAAUUUCUUUCUAAGUGGUCUCUCCAAAGACACAUGAGAAGUCAUCCAGUAAACAGGUCAUCCAGGUGUCUGACAAAGAAUGAGUGUUUGAAAGUGAGUCAAAAAUUAGAUCCAAAGAUGAGAGCCCACACAGGAGAGAAGCCAUUUGGUUGUGAUGUUUGUGGUAAAAGGUUUACAAAGCAUUUUCAUCUUAAACAACACAUGAGAGUCCACACAGGAGAGAAGCCAUUUGGUUGUGAUGUUUGUGGUAAAAGGUUUACAAUACAUUGUAAUCUUAAACGACACAUGAGAGUCCACACAGGAGAGAAGCCAUUUGGUUGUGAAGUUUGUGGUAAAAGGUUUACAAUACAUUGUAAUCUUAAAACACACAAGAGAGUCCACACAGGAGAGAAGCCAUUUGGUUGUAAUGUUUGUGGUAAAAGGUAUAAGCAGCAUAGCCAUCUUAAAGAACACUUGAGAGUCCACACAGGAGAGAAGCCAUUUGGUUGUGAUGUUUGUGGUAAAAGGUUUACAAUACAUUGUAAUCUUAAAACACACAAGAGAGUCCACACAGGAGAGAAACCAUUUGUCUGUGAACCUCUGGGUUAAGAUUUUGAUAUGUCAUUGGUCUUCAGACAUGCAUAAAACUUCACACAGAAUAAGAAGUGCAUAUUUACAGAUAGACGUGAAAGAUUAGCUGUAUUUAUUGAGCAAAA
This is a messenger RNA of Melanotaenia boesemani (Boeseman's rainbowfish), 1235 nucleotides long. Its product is annotated as gastrula zinc finger protein xLCGF3.1-like. The coding region runs from base 172 to 1128 and encodes 318 amino acids. Gene Ontology annotation, biological process: regulation of transcription by RNA polymerase II. The record is from RefSeq and is a predicted model, not a curated record. Lineage: Eukaryota; Metazoa; Chordata; Actinopteri; Atheriniformes; Melanotaeniidae. Gene Ontology annotation, molecular function: DNA-binding transcription factor activity; RNA polymerase II cis-regulatory region sequence-specific DNA binding. The transcript has 3 exons.